Messenger RNA from Atta colombica, 659 nucleotides. RefSeq lists its product as uncharacterized. The record is from RefSeq and is a predicted model, not a curated record. Bases 93 to 659 code for a protein of 188 amino acids. Gene Ontology annotation, cellular component: MIS12/MIND type complex. Lineage: Eukaryota; Metazoa; Arthropoda; Insecta; Hymenoptera; Formicidae. The transcript has 3 exons.
UGUUAACUGUUAUUAUGAGGCGUCGUUGAUCAUCGUUGACGCCGCGUGGUGUAGCUCGUCUUUCCCACGCGAACAAGAAGAAUCGCCGAGGAAUGGGAGAGGACGAGGAAGCGGAUUGUCCGAACAACGCGCGGCUGUUCCGAAUCGCUGUUUCCAACAGCCUGAAAAAUAUAGCCGAGUCUGUUAGUGAGAAUGAGUUUCUCGAGACACUCACAAUUCUCAAAUCGAAUCCCAACAUCGCUCAAAAACUGCACAAGGCUAUGAUAAAGGAGCUACACAGCAGCAUGAACAAUGAUCUUGAGGAUAUAUUGAAGGAAGGCAGUUUGCAGGAAAGCUUCACUAAAAUAGCCAAAUUGUCCGAGGAGAGCACGUCCGCUAAUGAACAUGCGUGGCGUCCACCGGGAGAUGUAACUUCGCAUUUGAGAUCGUUGGACGCGCACAUGAUCAAAGAGGCGACCAAGGAAUUGGAGGAACAGGUGAACGAGAUGGAAAGAGAGAACGAAAUCUUAAUGAAGACAAUCGCGGAGAGUAGAUCGAGAAUACGUGCCACGAACGACAACGUGAUGAGAAUUCUGAAUUGCGCGCCAGACGUACUACAACGAUUAGAGAAAACGUGUGAACAGCUGACGACUUGUCUUAAAAUGAUUGAAAAUGAGUAG